Onychostoma macrolepis is the source of this 3094-nucleotide messenger RNA. It is a transcript of the gene btbd2b, whose product is annotated as BTB/POZ domain-containing protein 2. NCBI's taxonomy places the organism in Eukaryota, Metazoa, Chordata, Actinopteri, Cypriniformes, Cyprinidae. The coding region runs from base 1 to 1875 and encodes 624 amino acids. The transcript is spliced from 10 exons. Gene Ontology annotation, biological process: neurogenesis. Gene Ontology annotation, molecular function: protein binding. The record is from RefSeq and is a predicted model, not a curated record. Gene Ontology annotation, cellular component: P-body; cytosol.
AUGGACAUAAUAGUACGUGAUCAACCAGAUAUUUCGAGAACAAAUAUCUUCUGUUCCACUAUUAUCAGAGUUAGUUUUCAAAAUAUUGAUGAUAUAUGUAACUCCACACAUGUACACUUGGGACCGGAUGUGGUGCUCUCGCGAUUUGUUUACUCAUUCAGCGGGUGCGCGCUUCAGUCCAAGAUGGCUACUGGAGACAAUAGCGGUCGGGUUCCGUGUUUAAAUUUCUCCGGACCCGGACCUUUGGGUAACAGCCAACCGAGCAACAGUCCUUACGCUUUGGCUGCGAGUCACGGAGGAUCAGUAGGAGGCGGCGGAGGCUCUCAGAGCGUGACAAGACGCUCAAAUCCUCAACCGGGGCCUGCGGGCCUGGAAAUCCCCGGUGUUGCCUUAGGACCUCCGCUGAACCUCAUGAACUCUCAACCGGCUGCCGCGGCGGUGGUGGGGCCGCCGGCUUCGACCGCCUCGAAUAUGACAGGAAACCCGUCAAACAACGCAGCGAUGACACCGGCGACACACUCGUCUCUGUCCCAUGCCCCGGCCGCAGCCGCCGUGCUCGUGUACCGGGAGCCCGUUUAUAACUGGCAGGCGACGAAAAGCACCGUGAAAGAGAGAUUUGCGUUUUUGUUCAAUAAUGAAGUACUGAGUGAUGUUCACUUUCUUGUGGGUAAAGGAAUGGGAGUCCAGCGGAUACCCGCGCACAGGUUUGUUCUGGCCGUUGGCAGUGCGGUAUUUGAUGCCAUGUUUAAUGGAGGCAUGGCCACCACGUCCACAGAGAUCGAGCUUCCUGAUGUAGAACCCGCAGCGUUCCUCUCAUUGCUCAAGUUCCUGUACUCUGAUGAGGUUCAAAUCGGACCCGAGACGGUGAUGACGACUCUCUACACCGCUAAGAAAUACGCCGUUCCGGCUCUGGAGGCGCAUUGUGUGGAGUUUCUGAAGAAGAACCUGCGCGCAGACAAUGCGUUCAUGCUGCUCACACAGGCCAGACUGUUCGAUGAGCCGCAGCUGGCCAGCCUGUGCCUGGAGAACAUCGACAAAAACACAGGAGACGCUCUGGCUGCUGAGGGAUUCACAGAUAUUGAUCUGGACACGCUGGUUGCGGUGUUGGAGAGAGAUACUCUGGGGUUGCGCGAGGUGCAUUUGUUCGUAGCGGCGGUUCGCUGGGCAGAAGCUGAAGCUCACCGACAGCAGCUCCAAUCCACGCCGGAGAACAAGAGACGUGUGCUGGGAAAAGCCCUCAAUCUCAUCCGCUUCCCUCUCAUGACCAUAGAGGAGUUCGCCGCAGGUCCUGCUCAGUCGGCCAUUCUGACGGACAGAGAGGUGGUGAGUCUGUUCCUGCACUUCACAGUGAAUCCUAAACCACGUGUGGAGUUCAUCGACCGGCCGCGCUGCUGUCUGCGGGGGAAAGAGUGCAGCAUCACACGCUUCGGGCAGGUGGAGAGCCGCUGGGGUUACAGCGGGACCAGCGACCGCAUCCGGUUCUCUGUGAAUCGCAGGAUAUUUAUUGUGGGGUUUGGGCUUUAUGGAUCCAUUCACGGACCGACAGACUAUCAGGUCAACAUACAGAUCAUUCACACUGACAGUAACACAGUUCUGGGUCAGAACGACACCGGCUUCAGCUGUGACGGAUCGGCCAGCACCUUCAGAGUCAUGUUCAAGGAACCGGUGGAAGUUCUGCCCAACGUCAAUUACACGGCCUGUGCUACGUUAAAGGGUCCGGACUCGCACUACGGCACUAAAGGCAUGAGGAAGGUCACGCACGAGUCGUCCGGCUCCGGCACCAAGACCAGCUUCACCUUCUGCUACGCCGCGGGAAACAACAACGGCACGUCCGUGGAGGACGGCCAGAUCCCAGAGGUCAUCUUCUACACGUAGUCUCCGCUGGCGUCUCGGCUUUCCGUCGGCACAUGACAUUGCACUUGACCGUAACGCUGUAUUCAGAGAACUGACAGUAAAGACGGGCGCGUGAACCUCUCGCCGCUGUUACAGACGGACAACUGGCUUCAGGCGGUUCUGUCAUUAAUAACCGAUAGUAACGAUUGCGAUUAGACUUUGAGGGCUCAUAUUUACACUGACUGUUAACAGCAAGUGAAUUACUCACCCACGACUGACUGACAUGUAACAUGCAAAUGUAUCUUUAUUUUUGUGUAUCUGAUUUUGCAUCAGUCGACCUGGGUUGCAAUUAAAACUCUUGCCAAACCUGCACCUCACUCACAGUUUAAGAGCUUUACAGUUAAAGGAAUAGUUCACCCACAAAUGAACAUUUACAAGAUGUAGAUGAGUUUGUUUCUUCAUCAGAUUUGUAGAAAUGUAGCUCUGCAGUGAAUGGGUGCCGUCAGAAUGAGAGUCCGAACAGCUGAUAAAAACAUCACAAUAAUCCACACCACUCCAGUCCAUCAGUUAACAUCUGGAGAAGACAAAACAAAUCUAUCAUUAAGACGUUUUUUACUUUAAACAGUCGCUUUAAUGGCUGACGGCACCCAUUCACUGCUGAGCAAGUGAUCGAAUGCUACAUUUCUCCAAAUCUUGAUGAAGAAACAAACUCAUCCUAAUCUCGGAUGGCCUGAGGUUGAGUGGAUUUUCAACAAAUAUUCAUUUUUGGGUGAACUGUUGCUUUAAUUCUAAUCUAAAUAAAGCUAAUUUUGAUGUGCAUGCAACUAAUGAUUUGUGCAAAUGCUGCCAUACAAAAGCAAACAGCAGUAAUUACAUAUUUUGUCAGUGCAUUUGGACUAAAAUUGUGUAUUUUAGAUUAUAAUAUGAAAAAGAAUUUAUAUCAAAUCAAUUAAGUUUAAUUUGCGUUGAGUUUUUGUACAGCAGUGUGAUUGUAGACCAGAGGAAACCGGUCUGGGAACGUGGUUUGUUAUCUUCUCUUCUGUGCCAAGGUUUUCCUUCGAUGUUCCUCAUGCAUUCAGCACUUAAUUUAACAAGAGCGUGAGAAUCAUUCAGGAACAGUAUUUAUUUACAGGGUGAACCUCAGCACUCGUGCAAGACUGUUCGGAUCAAACACAUGCUUGUGUUUCUUGAUUUGUUGAUGGUCGGUUAUGUUGGGUCUUUGUAUGACUACUCAUGUUCAAUAAAGAUGAAUCAUUCUUUA